CUUCUCCUCCUCCUGGGAGCUGGAGCGGCUCCUCCUCCUGGCAGGCUGCCGCCCAGUCAGCUGACGCCGCGCUCCAGUCUCGCCUCCCCGCCGCUCUCCCCCAAAGUGGCUGCUGGGCGCCGGCGGGCCGCCCACUUUCAGGCUUUGGGGAGACAGGGGAAGCGAUGUGCGCCUUCUGACGCCUGGUUUCACCGCAUCACCUUGUUAACUUUCACUCCCUCAGUCUCUGUCCUGACCCUCCUCCCCACAUCCCUCCUCGAAGCCACUCAGGGUGCCGAGCGCACGCUGGGGGCAGCAGGGUCACUGUCUGUCUGGGAUGGCUUCCAAUUUUAAUGACAUAGUGAAGCAGGGGUACGUGAGGAUCCGGAGCAGACGCCUAGGGAUUUAUCAACGAUGCUGGUUAGUGUUCAAGAAAGCUUCGAGCAAGGGUCCAAAGAGACUGGAGAAGUUCUCAGAUGAACGGGCCGCGUACUUCAGGUGUUACCACAAGGUUACAGAACUCAACAAUGUGAAAAAUGUAGCCCGAUUGCCAAAGAGCACCAAGAAACAUGCUAUAGGGAUUUAUUUCAAUGAUGACACCUCGAAGACCUUUGCCUGUGAAUCAGAUCUUGAGGCAGACGAAUGGUGCAAAGUUCUCCAGAUGGAGUGUGUGGGGACCAGAAUCAAUGACAUCAGCCUCGGAGAGCCUGAUUUAUUGGCUACCGGGGUGGAACGCGAGCAGAGCGAGAGGUUCAAUGUGUAUUUGAUGCCAUCUCCUAACUUAGAUGUACAUGGCGAAUGUGCCUUGCAGAUUACAUAUGAGUACAUCUGUCUUUGGGACGUCCAGAAUCCCAGAGUUAAACUCAUCUCUUGGCCGCUAAGUGCCCUGCGGCGUUAUGGACGAGACACCACGUGGUUCACUUUUGAGGCAGGGAGGAUGUGUGAGACUGGCGAAGGGUUAUUUAUUUUUCAAACACGAGACGGAGAGGCCAUCUACCAGAAGGUCCACUCUGCUGCCUUGGCCAUAGCUGAGCAGCAUGAACGGCUGCUGCAGAGCGUGAAAAAUUCCAUGCUCCAGAUGAAGAAGAGCGAGCGGGCAGCGUCGCUGAGCACCGUGGUGCCCCUGCCCCGCAGCGCCUACUGGCAGCAUAUCACGAGGCAGCACAGCACAGGACAGCUGUACCACCUUCAAGAUGUCACCAGCCCGCUGAAGCUUCACCGGACAGAGACUUUCCCCACCUACCGGUCUGAGCACUGACAGCAACCGCCAAGAGCUGUUAGCACAUUUGUGCUGUGUCAGCCACAGCAGGAGGACACAGAGGGACAGCCAGGGAGAGUGCAGAUGAAGAAGAGCAGCUUCGCACCCUGCUAAUGUGUGUGGCCACGGGAAACGCUGCAGAACAACAUAUGUAUAAAUAUUUUUCCCUUUCUCUCUCUCUCUUUCUUCCUCUCUCUCUCUCUCUCUCUCUCUCUCUCUCUCUCUCUCUCUCUCUCCCUUCCUUCCUUCCUUUCUUCCUUUCUCCCUUUCUCUCUUUCUCUCUCUUUCUUUUCUUUUUUUUUUUUAAAGAUACAGCCCUAACCUCAUGGAAACGCACUGGAUAAUAUCAGCCCACCCUGUUUUUAUAGCUGGACAGAGGAGUCAGUGUUGCUACCACGGACUGAUUUUCUAUUGGUGACAAGUGCCCCCUGUGCCUCUCUGAGUCUGUCCCUCUGUGGAUUUGUGUGAUUUUCCUUGUAAGUGUUUCCGUCGUAAGACAGUCAUCAUGGACAAUAAAAUGCCUCUUCAGUAUUCGUU
Molecule: messenger RNA, 1774 nt
Organism: Mus musculus (house mouse)
Lineage: Eukaryota; Metazoa; Chordata; Mammalia; Rodentia; Muridae
Gene: Dok5
Product: docking protein 5
Exons: 8
Coding region: 317-1237 (306 amino acids)
Biological process (GO): enzyme-linked receptor protein signaling pathway; regulation of intracellular signal transduction
Source: RefSeq, marked validated